UCCUCAUAGGGAAUGUCAGAAUAUGAUUUGUUGACGAUUUUACUUGAAGAAACAUCAAAUUUGAAUAGGACCGAAACGUUUGAGGGUCGAAUGUGAAUAGCAUUGUACCCCGGCCACAAAAUAUUUUAAUCGAGCUCGGUAUUUCACUACCCGAAACACAAAUCAGCUGGCUCGGUGAUCUAGGUAUGAAAGCAUUCCACUUAUAGCUUUAAGAUGCAGAUAAUUAAAUGUAUCUGUCAAUAUACAAAAUCUGUAAAAGGAACCUGGCUUGUAACCGUCAGAAAAAGGCUAGUUUCGACUCCGUUAUGUGGCAGAAGAUUCUAUCAUAACCAGUUUACAAGCGCUAGACGGACUGUAUCAAACACAGCGCUCAUUCUUGGCAUUGGAGGAGGGAUUGGUGUCGGUAUUAUAUAUACAUAUAAUUACACUGCUGAGUGCAAGACGUCUCCCCAGACAGAGGAGUCCGGAGGAGGAGGCAAACCAAGGGGGGUAACCCUGGAGGAGAUUGUAGACAAAGCACGAGAUGUUGUUCAGCGAGUUAAGGAUGAGACGGGGAGUCCAGGUUUGGUCAUUGGGGUCAGUGUGGAUGGACAAACAGUAUGGAGUGAAGGGUUAGGAUAUGCUGAUGUUGAAAACAGAGUCAGAAUGUGUCCAGAAACUGUUCUGAGGAUUGCCAGUAUCAGUAAGCCGAUUACUAUGGCAGCAAUUGCCAAGCAGUGGGAAACAGGAAAGCUAGAUCUAGACAAACCUGUGCAGUACUAUGUGCCCACAUUCCCAGAGAAGAGAGUCAACGAUGUUGCGGUCCAUUUAACAACACGCCACCUGGUGUCUCAGAUGGGAGGGAUUCGUCACUACCACAAGGAUUACUUCAGGAAAGAGGAGAAGAAAGAAGAAAAGGCAAAUUUAACUAAGAACAAGGACAAUGAAAAGAAAAAUAAACCGAGUAACUCAAGUGGUGAUAAUAGACCAGAGUCUGAACAGAGUGAAAUGGAGUUAGAGGAAUAUUACAUCACCCAAAAAUAUAACAGCGUGACGGAGAGUUUGUCCUUGUUCAAGGAUGAUCCACUGGUCCACAGCCCAGGUAGUAAGUUUUUGUACACAACCCAUGGCUGGACCUUAAUCAGUGCAGUUCUGGAAGCUGUUACAAAAGAACCAUUUGAAAAGCACAUCAUUAGAAUGGUGAAGGAACUUGGAAUGGAAAACACAUUUCUAGAUGAACACGCUCCUCUGAUUUAUCACAGAGGAAGGCAUUAUGUUAUGAACAAGAAAGGCCGGUUGUGCAACUCUCCCUAUGUUGACUUGUCCUAUAAGUGGGCCGGAGGAGGCCUGUUGUCCAACGUCCCUGACCUUCUGAAGUUUGGGAACGCCAUGUUGUACAGCUAUCAGUGUCCGAGUCCGUCCCCAAACCAAACCAGCAACAAGAAAUCCACUGAUGCAAGUCUCAGUCAGAACAGUUCCGUGAAAUCUGGUUUUCUAAAGAUGGAGACUAUGAAAUCCCUGUGGACACCAUUGUAUAAAUGUAGUGAAAAGGGUGAUGCUUAUUAUGGCAUGGGCUGGUAUGUAGAUGAAGAAAUUCAGAAAUACGGCCAGGGCAAACAGAGGAGAUUUAGUCCCUCCCACACCGGUGCUGCCGUGGGUGGAAGCAGUAUUCUCUUAAUUCUGCCACCUUCCACCAAAGCAGUGGAUGAUCCACCUAAAGGAGUGGUCGUGGUCAUAAUGGUGAACAUGGUAUCUGUAAGUCUGAGUCAGGCUGCAAAGGAAGUUGCAACCCUGUUUGAAAAGUUGUGAUUUAUACCAGACUGGGGUCAAAUAAAGAGUAACAUGUAUAUCAUAAAAAUCAGAAGUCUGUUUCUAGAGAGGGGAUGUAUCCAUUACUAAAUACAUGUCUGAACAGAAGUUUACAGGAUUAGGCAGAAUUUGAUCAUUCAGUAUUUCAAUAAUCAGCAGAUUGUUCUCAACAGAAGUUUUACAGGAUAAAGCAGAAUUAAAAAUUUGUAUCAUUCAGUAUUUCAAUAAACAGCAGAUUGUCCUCAACAAAUAAAGAACUUUACGUCUG
Molecule: messenger RNA, 2056 nt
Organism: Ostrea edulis (European flat oyster)
Lineage: Eukaryota; Metazoa; Mollusca; Bivalvia; Ostreida; Ostreidae
Product: serine beta-lactamase-like protein LACTB, mitochondrial
Exons: 9
Coding region: 214-1788 (524 amino acids)
Source: RefSeq, a predicted model, not a curated record